This is a messenger RNA of Stylophora pistillata, 987 nucleotides long. Its product is annotated as somatostatin receptor type 5-like. Gene Ontology annotation, cellular component: membrane. Gene Ontology annotation, molecular function: neuropeptide Y receptor activity. NCBI's taxonomy places the organism in Eukaryota, Metazoa, Cnidaria, Anthozoa, Scleractinia, Pocilloporidae. Gene Ontology annotation, biological process: G protein-coupled receptor signaling pathway. The record is from RefSeq and is a predicted model, not a curated record.
AUGUCUCAAGCAACUUUUUCAGAUCCUCUUGGCCGCUCGGUGGCAGAAAUCACUUUGGGAAUAACCUUCGCCAUUCUGGUUUGCCUCGCUGCCAUAAUUGGUAAUGUGCUGGUUGUUUAUGUUGUAAUUAAAUACUCCGAGAUGCAAACCAUCACCAACAUUUUCAUUCAAAACCUUGCACUGACUGAUAUCGCCACGGCGACUCUUAACAUGCCGUUCUGGACAGGAAGCUUGUACAUGGGAAGGUGGAAUUUUAGUCAGGGAUGGUGUGAAGUUUCUGCAUCAAUAAUACUCGUUACGGCUAUGGCCUCAGUGUUAAGUAUGGGUUUAAUUGCCCUGAACAGAUACAUAAAAGUCGUGAAGCGAGCCUUGUAUAUCAAGUUCUUUCCCAGUAAGAGAGUAGCUUGGAUGUACUGUGGUGUCGUCUGGCUGGUUUCUGUCCUAUUCGCCACACCUGCGUUGUACGGAUGGGGAAAAAUAGACUUCGACUCAGAUCUCUUACUCUGUUUCUUUAAAUGGAAGGAGGGACACUUUUCUUUGGUCGUGAUGAUUGCUUGGUUCUUUAACGGGAUGGCAAGUACGAUAAGUUACUCCUACUGGAGAAUUUACCAAACAUUGAAAGAAAGCACAAACAAUAUUAACGCAAAUGUCGCGCAAAUCGGUGUCGGCGCGCCAAGGCUCAAUCGCGCCGAUUUCAAACUUCUUAAGACUUGUUUCACGGUGGUUUGCUUCUUUUUCACCACAUGGGGUCUUCCAUCCAUUAUCACUAGUUUAGCCACUUAUGGAGUUUCCGCUCCUUGUGUAACACUUAAGGUAGCCCCUUAUUUUACGUUCUCUGGUAGUUUUGUGAAUCCAAUCAUCUAUGGGAUCAUGAAUCCGCAGUUUAAAGAAGCUUUCAAAAAGGCACUAGAAUGUUGGUGUUAUGGCUACCAUAAUGCAGAACAGAAUCAUGCCAGAGCUGGUGCUGCAGUAAUACAUACCCUUUGA